UGUUGGCUAAUGUUUAUCGAAUUCCAAUUGUCAUAGAAUAAAUCAAGUUUGUUCAAAAUCAAAUUCAUUCAAGAACAACAACCAAUCAUGAAGGAAACUAGUCAAAAGUUUCAUUCACAAGAAAAACCAAUCAAAAUGUCAACAACAGAAUCAUCAUCGUCGUCGUCGGAAAGUAAAAAAUCAUCCAACAAUAUCUCUACGGUUGCUGUUCCAAAUAACGGUGAUAAUUGUGUUGUUGUAACCAAUUCAAGAAAAGAAGAGUCCAAUUCAAAUGGUCGCAUUCAUCCAUCAUCAACAUCACCGACCACAACAAAAAUGAUGAAAAAAUCAUCAUCAAAAGUAAAUCAAUUAUCAUAUCGUGAUCGAAUGAAACGAAAAUUAUCCGAUGUAUCAUCAUCAACAUCGACAACAAAUACCAUAAACGAUCCAUUAUAUCAUGCAUUCAAACGUAUGUGCCAACAAGAUGAUUCUAGACGCAUGCUGUUUCGAAUAUUAGCUCAGGAUUCAUCAUCAACACCGGAUGCUUGUUCAUCAACAACAGCUGCCAAUACAUUGAUCAAAGAAUUUGUACAACGUCUUCGUUGUAAUGUUGGAAAAUCUGAAAAUCAACACGAACAAUCAUUAUCAACCAAUGAAGUAAAUGAUUCGAUGAUUGUCAACGCAGUAGCAUCCACAUCGACAUUACCAUUAUCACAACAAUCACCAUCAACCAGUCAUCGUGAUAAUAACAACAAUGUUCAUGUUCAAACAAUCAAACAGGAACCGAAUGACCACAAUCAUCAUGACCAUGAUCAUCUUCAUCAUCAUCAUCAUCACCAUGUUCAUAAUUCCACUGUUUGUAAUGAAAACAACCAACCAUCAUCAUCAUCAUCAUCGAAUCAGGUGAAAAAGUCAAAUGUACGAAUUCAAUGUAAAAUCGUACAAUAUCUGGCCACACAGAUUCGCAAAUUACCAUUAGCAUUAUCGCUAUCAUUGAUGACACCAAGAUUACCAAUGCCGGCAGCAGAAUUACAAAAUCUACGAUAUGGAAAAUAUUUUCGCGUUGAACAAUGUCCGAAUGGUUAUGCAAAAGUAUUGCAUCUUUAUUGGGAUGAAAUUGCUCAUCUUGAUCGACAACAGAAACUGGAAUUAUCUGCCGAAUUCAUGAAGGAAAGCUUUCGUGAAGUAAAACCAAAUGUUUCAGCCUAUGUAAUUAGCAUUGUACAUAAUGCCGCUUAUUAUAUGCCAGAUUGGCUUGAAUGGCUUUCCGAUUCGAAUCCAAAUCUUGCGGUUAAGGCAGGCAAACUUGGUCAAUCCGGUUCGGACAUUGAAACAACCACAAUGACCAAAUAUCGUCAACAAGUUCAUCGAACUUAUUUGAAUGGUACUUUUCGAUAUGGUCCAUUACAUCAGGUGUCGGUAGUAGGCACUGUACACGAAGAAGUUGGUGGUUAUUUCCCUCGAUUAAUUUCAAUUCUGGAGAAAUCACCAUUUCUUCGCUUAGUAAUGCCAUGGGGACCAAUGUCAUCGUUACACAUGUCAUCGCCAACUGAAUCAAAUGAUGGCCCAAUACUUUGGGUCCGUCCUGGCGAACAACUAAUCCCGACCGCUUGUCUUUCAUCAUCAAAUUCAUCAAACACUACACCUAAACGUCAGAAUGAACUACGUGGUCUGUUACGACGAUCAUCCGAACCUCGAGAAUUCAUGUUCGAAGAUAGAACUAGAGCUCAUGCCGAUCAAGUUGGCGAAGGUUUAGAACGGCAAACUACUGCAGCUGUCGGUGUAUUGAAAGCAAUACAUUGUGGACAACAGCCCAAGUAUAAUCGUGCCACCAAAGAUGUUGUAGCAUUCGAUGCUGCCCAUUUUGAUGAACUCACCAUGAAACUACAGUUGGAUCUUUAUGAACCACCCGUUUCUCAAUGCGUCACGUGGAUCGAAGAUGCUAAACUUAAUCAAUUACGACGUGAAGGCGUAACAUAUGCACGUGUGCAAUUGCACGAUAAUGACAUUUAUUUUCUACCCCGUAACAUAAUCCACCAAUUUCGCACAAUCACUGCUGUCACUUCGAUUGCCUGGCAUGUUCGACUCAAAAACUAUUAUCGAGAUACACGAGCCAAAGAUGACAAAAUAGCCACCGACAAUCAACCCGGCGAUGCAUCAUCAUCAAACGUUUUGGACGACAAUAAUCGUUCUCAUAAUCACCAUCAACAACGAAAAUAUUCGAUGUCAAAAAAAUCAAACAAACGUUCCGCUGAUGAUGUCCCCAAUGAUGAUAAUAAAAAAUCGUUGGAUAAUCGAAAAAACAAAAGAGCUCGCAUUGCCUAUUCUACUGUCGAUUCAGAGAUUGCCAAGUCCAAAUCAUCAUUACGAAUGGAAAAUGGUAUUCAUUUUCGAAAUCGUCGUCAUAGUGAAACACCUGAACAAAAUCGUACCGAACGACCAUCAAAUAAUGAACGUUUACAAAGCGAACCACCAUCGAUUCAGCAAUGUGCAUCACGUAAACAAUUACUUAUGAAAUUUUUAAAUGAAAAUUCCAAAAACAAACAUCGUACAGAGAAACCAUCAUGAACAACAAAAAAAUAUCAAUCACCAAAUGAUCAUAGCUAAUCCAACUAGUCGAAAUUCCAUUCAUUUCUUCUUUUUUUUUGCUUUUCGCUCACACUUUUUUUCUGAUCUCUUUUCUGGCCCCCUACACACACAAAUUCUAAUCUGAUUUAAUUUAAUCAUCAAAAUUUUACAUCCACCAGAUUCAUAUUAUUAUUAUUGUAAAAAAAAUUGUUCAUUAUACGAUUAUAUAUACAGUUUAUUUCCCCCCCACCAUCAUCAUCACCUUCACUUCAUUAAUGA
This is a messenger RNA of Dermatophagoides pteronyssinus (European house dust mite), 2826 nucleotides long. RefSeq lists its product as uncharacterized. Lineage: Eukaryota; Metazoa; Arthropoda; Arachnida; Sarcoptiformes; Pyroglyphidae. The record is from RefSeq and is a predicted model, not a curated record. Gene Ontology annotation, cellular component: nucleus.